Messenger RNA from Venturia canescens, 932 nucleotides. Its product is annotated as thioredoxin domain-containing protein 9. The record is from RefSeq and is a predicted model, not a curated record. The coding region runs from base 1 to 645 and encodes 214 amino acids. The transcript is spliced from 3 exons. Lineage: Eukaryota; Metazoa; Arthropoda; Insecta; Hymenoptera; Ichneumonidae. Gene Ontology annotation, biological process: microtubule cytoskeleton organization. Gene Ontology annotation, cellular component: cytoplasm.
AUGGAAGCGCUCUUACAACAAAAAGUUCUGGAAGUCGCGAAUCAGGUCGAAAAACAAAUCGACACAGAGCUUGAACAACUCGAGAGACUCGAUGUAGACGACCUUGAAAAAUUACGCGAAAAACGGCUUCGUGAAAUGAAGCAGAUUCAACAGCAAAAACAAAAUUGGUUGGCUGCGGGUCAUGGAGAACAUUCAGAACUCUCAGACGAGAAGGAGUUUUUUGAAAUUUCCAAAAAAUCUAAAAACAUUGUUUGCCUUUUCUACAAAGAUGAUUCACCAAGAUGUAAAAUUGCUGAUAUGCAUUUGAAAGUUUUAGCAAAGAAACACGUAGAAGCAAGAUUUUGUAAGCUUAAUGUUGAGCGAUGCCCAUUUCUAACAGAACGUUUAAGGAUUAAAAUAAUUCCAACGAUUGCGUUGAUAUCGGAUAGCAAAACAAAAGAUUACAUCGUUGGAUUCACAGAUCUGGGAAAUUGCGACGAUUUUUCGACAGAAAUGUUAGAGUGGAGAAUCGCUCAGUCAGGCGCCAUAAUGUACAACGGUGAUUUGAUGCAUCCUCCUGAGAAAGGAAAAAAGGCAUGGAUGUCGAAGGUUCAGAAGCCAAAAACCAUAAAAGGUCGUGAUUCCGAUGGUUCGGAUUCAGACUAACGUUGAAACCAAUUUUCCAAUGAUUUUACUGAGUGUUUUGAGAGCUUGAAAAAUUUCGCAUUUCAUUCAGCAUUCCAAUCCAAGGCACAGUUCAACAACCACUCUCAACGUCAUAUUUCUUUUUAGAAAAGUUAAUUUAUCAUUCUACAUGCAAAGAUAAAAAAUGGAGUCAAAAGACGGAUAUGUUGUUAAACAAUCAAUAUGACAACAUGGUUGUGCUGUUCGUGCAUUUGUAUUAUUUCAUAAUCGCUUUUCACAAGAUAAAAAUAUAAUAUUCAUUUAUUAAA